This is a messenger RNA of Penicillium brasilianum, 5676 nucleotides long. The record is from the annotation of a GenBank genome assembly. NCBI's taxonomy places the organism in Eukaryota, Fungi, Ascomycota, Eurotiomycetes, Eurotiales, Aspergillaceae.
CCAUCGGGCCUCGAUGUCUCGAAUCGGCUCAAACUGGAGUUGUCGUAAUUAUCGUUGCAGUUUGAUUCAGCUAGUGCGGUGAUUUGGUACUAUUAUUAUAUCCGAGGAAUAAUGCAGAGCUGCGUCGCAGACGUGGACGACUCCGGGCGCGAUGAAUAGCACCGAUCCACAGUAUUGAAUCGACAUGUUCUCGUUCUUCUUCGAUCAUAUUAUUUCUCUCCAAGAUACCAAUUCCUCGAGUAUCUCUCGUCUCGUAGACUGGUCCCCCUCUUGGUAGCCGCGCUCAGGGCACCUCCUACCCCGAAACUCGUCUGCCUUGAACCACUACCCCUCCUCUCCAACUCGUUCAAUCACUCCUCAAAUCGGACUCGAUAUUUUCUGAGUUCAUACCAACUGCAAGAACCGAACCCAAGUCCACUUCCGAUCUGGUCCAGUACGGUCGUGUGGCGCGUGCAGGUGCCUUACAAUUUCGAUCCAUAAUUCUUCAAACCUGCGGAAGUUUCCCAGCACCGCCCUUCCAACUUUCCCGCGUUCCCCUUUUUUUUUCCCUCGAGCUGACGACCGGUUCACUCCACCUCCGAAUCCCGCGUUCUGGAACACUCCACGUCGCCAUGCACCGCCAUUGAGUUCAUCAUCCCUCGACAUCUGAUAUUCCCCCCCCCUCUCUUUGUUACCGACCUUCUACUUUCCCUUUACCAGCUGGGCUUCUCAACGGCCACGCAUGGGUUGGAACACCUCGGUCCUCCGCAGCCAUGCAUUGGAAAGGCCUGCGACUCGUCGCCGAUGGGAGCUCCAAGCGCCAAAGUACCAUUGAAUCCCACCAACCCCAGGGCCGUCGCAGCGAACACCUCCCACGUCCCUUGGCCCCCAUCAACGAGCCCAGAUACUCCGAAUCCACUUCUCGCUUCUCGGACCUGGUCGAAUCAGACGACAUUAACACUGACGGUGAUGGGACGGCGUCACGAUUGCAAGUCCCGCGUGAGAGGGGGCCAGAGGCUCCCGUCGCGCGGGCGGAUUUCCCUGCAGGCCCCUCGAGGGGGGAUACCCCUAGCUUGAGGAGGAAUCGAUUCAGCUUUAUGAGACUGCGUCACGCCUCGGAUCCACAGCUUUCCAAGUCUUAUGCAAACGCUGGGGAAGCUCCGCCAGUACCUUCGCUCCCGCCUCCCAAGAUCAUCACCACGGCCCCGACCAGCCACGAACUCGACCAGCCCGUCAAACAGCGACAUAAGCUCAGACUACGCCCGUCCUCUCGCAAGCACUCCAUGGAAGAUCUAUCCCGAAGCUCAGGAGACUAUUUCCGCAGGACGGAACGAAAGCAUCAGGGAUCGACCGACUCCCAAAUCGCCGAGUCCAGUCUUUCGACGUAUCCGACAUCAGCCCCGGAGGAACCGGGGAGACUCUCGACCACGUCGAUACGAAGUGGAGGUCGAGACCAGACGUUCAACGAGUCCCAGCGGUCGUCGGUGUCAGUCACGGAUGCGCGCUUCUCAGAAUCAUCCCGAUCAGAUCAAAGCUACGGAGACCAGACCUUCCGGACAAACUCCCCCCGUGAUGGCCAAGCCGCAACUAGCAAGCGAUUCCGCAUGCCCCGAUUGAAGCGACAUCGUAGCCCCUUGUUUCCACUACCCCCAAAGCUCCCACCAACCUCGAACAAUUUCCCUGCGGCCGAGACCCCGAAAUCCGAUGGCUCAGAUCAUGAUCAGGUCUCACCACUCCCCUCUCCGCAACGGUCAUCGGUUGGCCUGGCUGGUUCCAGCGCACCGCCACUUCUUCGGAAUAAUUCGACAAAUUCGGCUCGGUCCAUUCGAUCAAAUCCCUCCCAUCAGGGUCGCGGCAGGUCUUCUACCAUGGGGUCACUCGCUGAGAACAACGUGGAUGAAUCAUCGUCAGUUCCGUAUCUGGCAUCGUCCGGACGGACGUCCACCUCCACCAGUGGACGGAAGAGUUUCGGUGACAUCUUCAGCAUCUCGCAGCGACUGCGACAAAACUCCGAGCCGGUGAUUCCUCGCAACGGUUCCCCAGGUAUUGGUGGAGUGACAACCCCGGUCAAGGCGGAUCUUCCGCCAAUCCCUGCCCAUGAAGAAGGAGAGACGCCAGCCGCAUACCUGACCAAGCUGGAGGAGAACCUACCGCGCGGCAUGAUUGGAGGUGUCCUGGCCCAGUCGGACGACGAAUUCUUCAAGGUCGGACUACGGAAGUACAUGCGAUCAUUCUCGUACUUUGGUGAUCCAAUUGACAUGGCCAUUCGCAAGCUUUUGAUGGAGGUGGAAUUGCCAAAGGAGACCCAGCAAAUUGACCGAUUCCUGCAAGCGUUCGCAGAUCGCUAUCAUGAAUGCAACCCCGGAAUCUUUGCUUCGACCGAUCAAGCUUACUUCAUCGCAUUCUCCAUUCUUAUCCUGCACACCGACGUGUUCAACAAGAACAAUAAGCGGAAGAUGCAGAAACCUGACUAUGUCAAGAAUUGCCGCGGAGAGGGUAUCGCAGAGGACAUCCUCGAAUGCUUCUACGAGAAUAUCUCAUACACGCCCUUUAUCCAUGUUGAGGAUGCAAACCUUCGCGAUCGCCACCUGGCGAAACCCCGGCGUGCAUUGUUCAAAAGCACCAGCUCUGAUCAUUUGCCUCUGAUGGCGAGGGAACCUGUAGAUCCCUACACACUCAUCAUGGAUGACAAGCUCGGAACCCUGAAACCCAGUCUGAAGGAUGUGAUGGAUCUCGAGGACACUUACGACCAUGUUGGAACCGGCGGUCUGCCUGAUAUGGACGAUCUUCACCAGGCUUUUACCAAGUCUGGCAUCUUGCAAAUCAUUUCUCUCCGCUCUAGGCCCGAUGCGUUCAUGCAGGCAAGCCUUGAUAACCCAGCUGACUCACACCCGGGUCUUGUGGAUAUCAAGGUGGCCAAGGUUGGGUUGCUCUGGCGAAAGGAUCCCAAGAAGAAGCGGGCACGAUCACCCUGGGCCGAAUGGGGCGCGGUUUUGACAUUCUCCCAACUUUACUUUUUCCGCAACGUAACUUGGGUGCGAACGUUGAUGGCUCAGCACGAUGCGUACGUGAAGAAUGGCCGCAAAGGCACCCUCGUUUUCCGGCCUCCUCUGGCUGAAUUCAAACCGGAUGGUAUCAUGUCUACAAAUGAUGCCGUAGCUCUGCUCGACCACAGCUACAAGAAGCAUAAACACGCCUUCUCGUUCGUUCGGCCCAAUGCAUUGGAAGAAGUCUUCUUAGCAACCUCGGAGCCUGAGAUGAAUGACUGGAUUGCUAAGCUUAACUACGCUGCCGCCUUCCGUACCACGGGUGUUCGUACUAAAGGUAUGAUUGCUACAAAUUACGAGGGCCAGCGAUACCGCAAGAGCCAGCGUAUGGGAUCCGUCUCGUCGCUCGGGUCACGCCGGUCAGGGGAUAAAGAACCCGAAUCGCCUAGCAUUGACAAUGACAUUGUGGCCGAGUUUGUCGCAGCUCGUCGACAGCUGAUGAGCCAAAAGAUCCGCGAUACCAAUGAGAAGCUGUCCGUUACUCAGAAACAACUGGAAGAUCUCUUGCGAAACGCUCGGCAUCUGCAAGUGUUAACCCCGGUCACUCCUCGCGCUCGUGAGAAUGUCAUCAUGGCGGCAGCUCGUAUGGCCGCAAAGCUCAAGUGGGUUCGACAGGACAUCUGGCGCAACAAGUGCUACCGUGCAGUGCUUCUUCGAGAUCUUGGAGAGGAGGAGACUGUGAUGGAUGAGCGGACGGGGUCCGUGGGUGGACAAACGGUAUCAACCGUGACUGGCCCUGCCCGGGUGGCUUCCGUCUCUGGGCCAUCUAUCGCCUCCGAGAACAGCGUUCGUGGGGCACCCAGCAUUGUGCACGCGGCAUCGAGCCACGAUAUCCCUGAAGAGCCUGCUGUGUCGGUCCCCGUCGAGAAGCCUCCCAUUGAUACUGGUCUUCUGGUUGAGCCCCCGAACGAGGAAAUGCGACGACCCAGCAUACCAACCUCCACCACCUCAUCCGACUUUGGUCGAGUUGGGCGGCCCCUCUCCAUUGCCAUCAUGUCCGAAGGCUGGUCCGACAGUGCCUCGCACCUCGAACGGGAAGCCUCGGUGCUCAGCCGUGGAAGCAAGUUCGACGGUGCCAGUUUGGGAUCGCGGGCCUCCAAAAUUACUUCUCCCGUCAGCUUUGAUGAUAAUGAAGAGCGUCUACUGCGAGAGACGGGUCUACUUGACCUCGGUGGCUCGCCCCCGCCACGCAAGCCUUCCGCUACCGUGCCGGAAGAUGAGUCGGAGAGUAAACCCGAAGAGUCUUCUGAAAUCUCGCAGAGUGAUAACAGGCCCAGCCGUGUCCGCCGCAGCCUCCACCGAACCCUUCGUGAGCCGCACCAUGUUCACCGACAUCACUCACGCCAUAAGAAGAAGGAUUCCGUAUCGAGCCUGAAUGGUCCCGAUGACGACGCAAACGAGAGCAGUGGACUUGCGCGCAAGACGCCCAGCUUCACCGUGCAUGGCAAGAAAGCUUCUAUCAUUACCUUUGGCUCAGAGUGGCAAAACAUGCCCCCGGAGGAGCGCCUUAAACUGCGCAAAUCUACACCUCAUGAAGAGCCACGCGCUUUGGAUCCCGUUGUCCUUACCGGCAGUGGAGAAUCGGUGACCUCGGAUCAUAUGCCCGCUGACCGUCGUCACUCGCACAUGAGUGUCAGCACGACUACGGGACUCAGCCUGGGCAGCGAUGAUGAAACUAUUGAUUUCUUCAAGGAUGCCCACGAGGCGUUACCCUCAGACUCUCCUAAACGACCGGCCUCGCAGGCUGCCGGCCACGAGCUAGAACAACCUCUUUCACUCGGCCAACCUGCACCAGAGUCUGAGAACAAGCCGUCGUCAACCUCCGGCACUGGUACUGGUACUGGAUCUGUCAUUCAUGGCAGCCACUUGGCUGCACCCGGAGAAACUACCUCACCCUCGUCUACUUCGCUCAGUGAACGAGUCGUUGAUACCCCGUCCUCUGAAAAUCUCCGACAACAAGCUGUCGGUGCCUGAGCCUACCUCCUGACAAUUCUUCAACCUAUCCGCAUUUUCCCUCAUUCUCUUUUCUCUCCCUCCCUUUCUCGAUCCACCGCCUCUGCAUCAUUGUAUAGCUCGACUCAAUUUUCUUUUCCCCUGGAUCUGCGCCCGUUGUUUACAUUACGACUAUUAUACCCCGAUUCAAUUUCAAAUCUUAUCUCGCACAAGUGGUUUUUUCUUUUCUACUCCAUCAUGUUCCUUCUUUUUAGCCUCGAAUUUUUUCCAUUCUGCACGGCACUUGCAUGACAACAGCAUUGAACCCGUUCGUCCAUCUUGGCUCCUACCUGCAUUUCACUGCAUCUUUGUUGGUCUGUUCUGGUCCAUAUUCUUCCUUUUGUCCUGUACGUCGGGGGUUUGGUUUCGGUUUGGGUCUUGGUUAUCGGAUGGAUUGCAUAUCGGUGUGAUGCUUGCGUCUUCUCCCUUUUAUUCGGCGCAAUUUUCUUGAAUCUUUCAAUCUGCAGACUCGGAUCUGGUUUGGUCUACUCGCAAAGGACUGGAUGUAGCGUAACGCUCGUUUCCCUCGGGUUCUUGUUAUGGGUGCCUAACAUACCGGGGUGCUAAGCUACAUUAGACAAAAGCAUCAAUUAUUGAACCUCUUGUGCAUGAAACUAGUGUAGACAAUGCUUCUAACCUAUCAUCAAUCCCACCUAUU